AUGCACGGCCUUCUUGCUUCGCUCUCGCUCAUGGCGUCUGCCGCCGCUGGCGUCCUGGCUGCCGACCUGAGGAUUGACGUUACGCUACCGGUUGAAUGUGACCGCCGUACGCAAGUUAACGACAAGAUUUAUGUCCACUACCGGGGGACGCUGCAGUCAAAUGGCAACAAGUUUGAUGCCAGUGAGUCCAACUACAUUGCCAGAGGCUACGACAGAGGCACACCGUUCUCCUUCGUUUUGGGCCAAGGACAGGUGAUCAAGGGCUGGGAGCAAGGUCUUCUCGACAUGUGCAUCGGCGAGAAGCGAACACUCACUGUCCCACCCGAAUAUGGCUACGGCCAGCGUGGCAUUGGCCCCAUCCCUGCCGGCUCUACUCUGGUCUUUGAAACCGAGCUGAUCGGCAUCGAGGGUGUUCCUAAGCCUGAAUCGAUCGUUACGAAGGCGGCUACCGGUGACCCUUCCGCGGACUCGAGCGCCAGCACUGAAGCCGAAGCCGAGGCCGAAACGCCAAAUGUCGCGGAAAUAGUUGUCAGCAAAGUUGCAGAGGCGGCCGAUGUCGUGAAAACGAUUGUCGCCGACACCGACGACAGCCAGGAGCACAACGAGCUGUAG
Molecule: messenger RNA, 612 nt
Organism: Sporothrix brasiliensis 5110
Lineage: Eukaryota; Fungi; Ascomycota; Sordariomycetes; Ophiostomatales; Ophiostomataceae
Product: peptidylprolyl isomerase
Exons: 5
Coding region: 1-612 (203 amino acids)
Biological process (GO): protein peptidyl-prolyl isomerization
Molecular function (GO): peptidyl-prolyl cis-trans isomerase activity
Source: RefSeq, a predicted model, not a curated record